AUGGCACCCGCAGAUCUCGUCAAAUUCCAUGACGCUGUCAAGCUUGAGCAGUUGGAUGACACGACAUUCAAAGUCAGAUUUGAUCCCCAAUACUGUAUAGGCAAUGUCGUCAACGGGGGCUACAGUGCGUCUUGCAUGGCCAUUGCCGCUUCCAAGUAUUCAUCGAAGCGUGGUCAGCCUCAUGUGGUCAGCUCUCAGCACAUUUUCCCUGAUCGCUGCUCCGUUGGUCAGGCCGUCAUAGUCAUUGAGGAUGUCAAGAAAGGCAAGAUGCUGUCCAACAUUCAGGUAAGCGUCUGGCAAGGAGCGCUACUCGACUCUGCGCCCUGGUUCGACCGCGAAAAGUCGCGCAGGCCGCUGCUUGCCUACAUGGUACUCGCCGACAUGGACGGGUUUGAUGCAUCUUUCAGUCUCCCGACAGCAUACAAGACGCAUGCCGAGUUGAGUGCUACCUCUGUGCCCGACCCCGACUUUAAACGUCUUGUGCGCGACAAUUGCGAUGACAACUGGACCUUGAGUGUCCCGCCUGGCGACUGGAAGAAGGAAGCAGCAAGCCUGCCCGGCAAGGCCCUGUAUGUGCCCAAGAAGGGCCUCUUCACACCGGGAGUCUUCGACAUGUGGGUGCGAAUGGCGACGGGAGAGAAGCUCACCCAGCAAUCGAUGCCCUUCGUGGUCGAUCUGCUACCGUAUGAGCUGGAGCGGUAUCUCUUUUCACCAGAGGCGAAGGAGAUGAUAGAUCAGCUUCAGAACGCAGGCAAGUUGCCAAAGUCCGAGGGAGGCAGCGGAUCCCAGAAACAGGGCAACAAAUCACAACCGUACUGGCUUGCCACACUGGCGCUGAGCCUAGAGACGAAAGAUCUUUUGCCGGAUGAGGGUGUUGACUGGCUCCACGUCAAGCUUCUCGCCAAGAAUCUAUCGGGAGGGAAGUUCGACCAGACAAUCGAAGUUAGGGAUGAAUCCGGGGACUUGAUUAUGCUUGGACACAGCGUCUCACUCGCACUCAAGUUUGACCGCAACACAACGGGUCGGACGAAGUCUACCCUGUAG
Cordyceps fumosorosea ARSEF 2679 is the source of this 1044-nucleotide messenger RNA. RefSeq lists its product as hypothetical. The coding region runs from base 1 to 1044 and encodes 347 amino acids. The transcript has 2 exons. Lineage: Eukaryota; Fungi; Ascomycota; Sordariomycetes; Hypocreales; Cordycipitaceae. The record is from RefSeq and is a predicted model, not a curated record.